CCUGUGCAGCUCUGCCAGGAGGAAGCCCAGGGUAGGAGCUGUGCCAGGCAACAGCUGGCACGUUAUGGAGCGUCGGAGCAAGAUGGAGUUUUUCCAGAAACUGGGCUACAGCCAGGACGACGUGGUCAGGGUGCUGGGCAAACUGGGCGACAGCGCAUUGGUCAACGACGUGCUACAGGAGCUGAUCCAGACUGGUAGCCGCCCGAGGGUCCAGGACGAUCCUGCCAACAGCACUGGAGUAGUGCUGACGCCCCGGGGAUGCUGCGGAGUCCGGGACUCUGCCCAGCAGGGCCUGGGACCAGGCUUGGAAGAGGCUGGCGGAGACCCAGCCAGUUACCUGCGGCCCAUAGUCAUCGAUGGCAGCAAUGUGGCCAUGAGCCAUGGAAAUAAGGAAGCCUUCUCUUGCCGGGGAAUUCGUCUGGCUGUGGACUGGUUCAGGGAUAGAGGACACACCUACAUCAAGGUUUUUGUCCCAUCUUGGAGGAAAGAGCCAUCAAGAUCUGAUACCCCCAUCAGAGAGCAGCACGUGCUGGAGGAGCUGGAGCGGCAGGCUGUGUUGGUCUACACCCCAUCCCGCAAGGUCAACGGCAAGCGAGUGGUCUGCUACGACGACCGCUACAUCGUGAAGGUGGCCUUCGAGAAGGACGGCAUCAUCGUCUCCAACGACAACUACCGGGACCUGCAGAAUGAGAACCCAGAGUGGAAAUGGUUCAUCGAGCAGCGACUGCUCAUGUUCUCCUUUGUAAAUGACAGGUUCAUGCCUCCUGAUGACCCCCUGGGCCGCCGUGGACCAACCUUGAGCAAUUUCCUAAGCAAGAAGCCAAGGCCCCCAGAGCCAUCUUGGCGGCACUGUCCCUAUGGCAAGAAAUGCACUUACGGGGUCAAGUGCAGAUUCUACCACCCGGAGAGGCCGCACCACGCGCUGCUGCCUGUGGCGGACGAACUCCGCGCAAAGACGCGGGCCCGGCCGAGUGGCACGGAGGAGCAGCGGCCACCGCCCAGUGUCGGGAGCAGCAACGCAGCACCCCGGACGCUUCCCCGGGAGCCCGGCGCGCAAAGUCUCCCAUCGGCGCCGCAGCCCGCGACCCUGGGCGCCCUGAGCCAGAGUUUCUCGCGGCUGACCUUCAGCGAAACCCCGGCUAGCUGCGUCUCGUCCCAGACGCAUGAGCCCGACUGGAUGCCCACAGGUGGCCCCUCGUCCUGGGCCGUGCCAACCCCUCGCGCGGGCAGCGCUGCCGCCCUGAGGUCGCCGGGGCUGCGAGGCCUCCGGACUCUGAACAGCCCGCUCUCGCUCUCCUCGGGCGACCUUGGGUCCCCAACCUGCCCGCAGGCCCAGCCGCCAGACGGACACCCUUCCAGGGACAUGCACAGUGACUUGCCUCCCCAGCGCAGAUCCAUGGAUGAUCCGUGGAACCUUCUCUCCAGCUCCUACCGUUAUCUGAGUCACCCAGCCUGGGCCGAGUCUGCUUGGGGCGAGGACGGCUUUAGAGGACCUUCGGGGUCAGCACAGCCCGCAGCCAAUGGUCGGGGAGCACACACUGCCUUCUGCAGUGUCUUCCCAGCUGAUCAAGGGAUGGCCUCGGAUGCUGCGCUCUCCGACCUGGUUCUGCUCACCCUCCAGCAGAGAUCCCAAAGGACUGGUGCGCGAUUGGGGGACCCUUAAGGGACAGGUUCACAACACUGCAAGGAAUUGCAGAGGCUUGACUUGCACCUUGGACAGGUGGGCUACAAGACGAUUGCCAACCUGGAUGUGGUUGGUCCCCCGUCAGUAGGAGACUUCCUUCUCAUCCUCGAUGGUGGAUACCCUUGGCGAUCUUGGGGAUGCUCCCAGGGGCUGCUGAAUGGGCAGGAUGCUUUCUGACGUGUUCAGAACACGUCCGUGUUUGGUUCUAAGCACCAGCCACAAAACGUUGCAGCUGGCCAUCACCACAAACCAAAGAGAACACCCCAGUAAUCAAGAUGAGUCUGAUACAAACUCUUGCUCUGUAAGCAUGUGUGUGUGUGUGUGUGUGUGUGUGUGUGUGUGUGUGUGUGUGUGUAUUUAAGAUUCUAGGAAGCCAUGAGAAUGUGGGUCAUGGUUGAAAGUUUGAAAAAGACUGGCAGACAAUCUUGACUUUCGUGGCACCAAAUGAUCUUUAAAAGCCUGUUCAGGUGACAUGGGAAGGAGGGAGCCGAUGCCUGGGGUUUUCAUGUCACCCUUGCUAACCUCACUCAUAGGGGAACCCAGUCUUCUGUAAAUUUUUAGUGUGGGGCUGUGAGGUGCUGUGGGUGCCCCCAGGGGCACUUGAUCCUAAUGGUCUUCUGACCAGUUCUUCAUUCCUUUUGUGCAUACAUACCAUACAACUCAAAUAUCACAUCACACACACACACACACACAGAGAGAGAGAGAGA
This is a messenger RNA of Peromyscus maniculatus bairdii (prairie deer mouse), 2391 nucleotides long. The record is from RefSeq and is a predicted model, not a curated record. NCBI's taxonomy places the organism in Eukaryota, Metazoa, Chordata, Mammalia, Rodentia, Cricetidae.